Molecule: messenger RNA, 9891 nt
Organism: Rattus norvegicus (Norway rat)
Lineage: Eukaryota; Metazoa; Chordata; Mammalia; Rodentia; Muridae
Source: RefSeq, a predicted model, not a curated record
GCCGUUUAGAAUUAUUGUUUGUGGAUAAUGGGAUCAAAUUUAGCCUGUGAAUUUGAACAGGAGGCAUCCCAGUAGGGAUGUGGCAGUAAAGACCUUUCCUUCUGGACGAGAGUAGGAGUUAUUUAUCUUAUCACUUGCAGCAUCCUGAGGAUAAAUUAAUAACUAUAAGAAGGGGUUAUUAAUCGAUAACUGGAACGAAACGACCAUCCAGGCUAGUUUCGCUAGGUUGUUCUGCAGUAAUCUAGCAGAUGAGCUGUGAGACCAGCGCUGGAGUUGUGAGGCUCAGAGCCCAAGGGAAGCUUGGGGGCUGGGGGUGGUGUAAAGACAGAGAGCUCACCAGAGGGUAGAUGUCCUACCUCAUAACCCCAGCGCUGGUCUCUCAGCUCGGCUGCUAGAUUACCGCAUUUUACUACAGAGGUAUCUGCAAUCCAUGCUCAUACAGUCAUAACAGCCAGAAACUGGGAACAGCCAAGAUGCCCAUCAGCCGAUGGAUGGAUAAUGAAAGUGAGGUUCAUGUACACAAUGGAAUUAUAGUUAUAUGUUAAAUAAAAAUUUGCAAGUAAAUGGAUGGAGCUAGAAACAAUCAUACUUGAUUAGGUAACCCAGACCCCAAAAAACAAAUAUUUUAUGUUUUAUGUGUUGAUGUUAUCCUUUGAGAUUUUGAUAUGUGUGCUACAAUCCACAUAACCACAGAUAUUAGGAAGCCAAUGUCUUAGUCAGUGUUCUAGUGCUGUGAAGAGACACUAUUACCACAGCAACUCUUAUAAAAAGAAAGCAUUUAAUUUGGGCUUCCUUAUAGUUUCAGAGGUUUAAUCCCUUGUCCUCAUGGUGGAGAGCAUGGUGACACACAGACGUGGUAGCUGAGAGUUCUACAUCCAGAUUCCAAGGCAGCAGGAGGACUUCCAGUGACCCUUCCUCCAACAGGACCACACCUCCUAAUCCUUCUAAGUAGUGUUCCCCUGUGAUGGCUAAGCAUUGAAAUACAUGAGCCUGUGAGAGCCAUUCUCACCCAAACCAUCACACCCGUAAGGGACCAAGGGUGGAAAAGGGAAUCUUCCCAGAAAGGGACGAUAGAAUGUGGUGUUAUGAAGGGAUAAAGGGGACAUUAGCCCAGGAGGAUUAUAGGAAAUUUGGAUGGGAGUGCAGGGUAGAGGAGGGAAUGUAGAAAGGAAAAACUAACAUUAAAGCCCUUUUGAGAAGCCAUAUGAAAAUCUAUUGUAGAAGCUCCCUAAAACACAUACAUAUGUAAAAGCAAUAUAAAUGGAGCCCUCAUAUAAGGAAGAAGACAAUACACCACGUGACAUCAUAUACCCCCAAAUAAAACCUUCAGCAACGGGAGUGCGUUACAUCUUUCUAGGUUAUUGGCCAAAGGGGUUCUGCAGGUAUGUCUGUAUGAGGGUUUCAGACGCCCUGGAACGGAGCCACAGACAGCUGUGAGUUGCCAUCUGGGUGCUGGAAGCUCAAUUCGGUCCUCUGAAAGGUCAGCAAGCAUCCUAACCGCUGAGCCAUCUCUCCAGCCCUUUUGUUUUUUGUUUGUUUGGUUUUUUUUUUUUUUUCUUUUUUUUUUCCGGAACUGGGGACCGAACCCACGGCCUUGUGCUUGCUAGGCAAGCGCUCUACCACUGAGCUAAAUCCCCAACCCCUCCUUUUGUGUUUUUUUAAGAGAAAGAAAAAACAUGAAAUUGCAAGAGGACAUGCAUUCAUGUGAUAAAAAAAUAUACUGUAUGAAAUUCUCAAAAAGACCUUUUCAAACGACUUUGGAAUACUAAGUUCAUAUAAUCACAUAUGGCAUACUCCUUUAAGCACCAAGUUAAUUAGAUAAUUCCAGGUAGUCGCCUACUCUCCUUUAUGAACUAUCUGAAGCUCAGGGACAAGGAUUCACAAAUCCUUACUUUAGCCCUAUCAACUGGAGAUCAGCUAUUUAUUACUUGCCCUACAACCAAAUUGCAAAAUCAGCCUUUUUAAAUUUUUUUUAAUUUACACACACACACACACACACACACACACACACGUACAUAUACAUACACACCCUUUUUUUUUUUUUUUUUUUUUUGGUUCUUUUUUUUCGGAGCUGGGGACCGAACCCAGGGCCUUUCGCUUCCUAAGCGCUCUACCACUGAGCUAAAUCCCCAACCCCCAUACACACCCAUUAAAACUAAUAAAAAUGUUUAUUUGGAAAGGCUUGUCUUCAAUUUUAAAAAGAGAUUUCCGAGGUAAUCUAAUGACAGAUUAGACAUUUCCUUCAUGUGACUGAGGAAGAAGAGAGAAAAAAGGGGAGACCAAAGCAAUCGAGAAAGCGCAGUCAGGACAACAGACAAGUGAAAAACUGUCUACAGCUCCAACCGGAUGAAACGGGAAGCCACGGCCACGGGUUGAUUCAGGAAGCCUUGUGACAAAAGAUUGCCAGGUCUAACCCCAGAAGGAAAAAAAAAAAAAAAAAAACCUCACAGUUCUUACAAACUGUGUGAUGUAAACAGCCUCGACAGCAACGAGGCCACGCAGAGACAGCCAGAGUGUGCCAAACAUUACCUUUGUCUUACUAUAACUGUAAGUUUAGAUAAUUUCAUUUUAAGUAAUGGUCGCACUCAACAAUAGGCCUACAAAAAAGUCUUCUUCCAAUGUCUGCUUAAUUCAGAGUGCCGACUUCUUGGCUAAUUCAACUUUAGAAAUGCAGUGUGAGCUGGCUAUGUUGAUGAAGCGGUGUUGUGAUUUAGGUCUGUGUUACAAACCGACACCAUGGAGGCUGAGGUGGGAGAGACCUCAAGUUCUAAGGCUUUAGACCCUGUAUAGAUAUAAGACUGCCUGUUCAAAGCAUAGGAAUUGGAAAUACUGUGGGGGUUGUUUUGCUUGUUUCGCUUUAUUUUGUUUUGGGUUUUGCACUGUGGUUUAUAUUCUUUUUCAAAGUAGUGCUUCAUAGCCCGGUGAGACAGUCUUACCGUGCGUAAAUUGAUAGGAAUAACAAUUUAGUUGCUAACGAGAGAAAACUGUCUAGGGAGCUGCUUGUCAAAGAAAAACUCGAAGUGUGCAGGGAAGCUGGGAGGCUGGCCAGCGGCCCCGCAAUUCCAGCCUCCUUAUUACAAAUACCUCUAUCAAUGAACAAAAAAGAAACCAGCUCCCUCUCUCUCUCCUCUCCCUCCCCUUUCUCCCCUAUCCCUCUGACUCUAGCUUUGAAGACUCAACAAUACUUUUAUGUCACAGAAUCGAAAGGCUGAACAGAAUGGUUCUAAGAAUUCAAACCACAAAGUUCAAAUUCGCUUAAGCGGCACUGCUGGUGUUUUACUCCAAUCCAAGCCAGCUUCAGUGCGGCGUAUGCUUUCAAUGCAGAGCCUACAUAGAAUCUCCCUGCCAAAAUUAGCAUCACCAGUAGUCGUGGCCGAGUGGUUAAGGCGAUGGACUAGAAAUCCAUUGGGGUCUCCCCGCGCAGGUUCGAAUCCUGCCGACUACGGUAAGAGAAUUGUUUUUGCUAGAGAACAGUUUUGGAUCUGCAGUUUUCCCCGACCCUCCUAGGAUAUUUUAAGAAACAUACAGGCGCUGAGGCGACCAGGGGUCGCGACAGCGUGAAAAGAGACGCUGUUUGUGGUCAGGAGCGGGAGCAGAGCGGGAGAGGUGAAGGGAAGGAGGGAUCCACAGGCUGUGUGGACACCACGGGAAGCGCUGGGACACGCAGCCACCGAAACCAGCAGUGGCGGAGCCUCUGUGGGUCUCCCUUGACCCCCGCCACCGCGAGUGCUCGCUGGUCCGAACCGCCGCUGCGCUCGCCCGGAGUUGACCGGUGGUUUGCGCACGCGCAGAGGAUGGGGGCAGGGGACCCGCUCGCGGGCGCGACGGUUUCUCACGUUGCCUUGGAGACCACCCGCCAGCCUGGCUCCAGAGGGAAAGACGUGUCUGUCCAAGAUGGCGAAGGACCUGGACGAGCUUCUGGAUGAAGUCGAGACCAAGUUCUGCAGACUCGACCCCUUGAGGCUGGACCUGGGUGAGCGGCCCAAAGGCGGCAGCGGCGGCGGCGGCACGCACAGCGGCGACCGGAACGGAGCCCAGGAGAAAGACACUCUCAGAUCAACAGAAACAUUUAAAAAGGAAGAUGAUCUCGACAGUCUUAUUAAUGAAAUAUUUGAGGAGCCUAACUUUGACAAAAAAUCUUUUCAAAAAUUUAAAUCUAAAUCUUCAAGUAACACAUCUGUCAGAGCUCCCAUUCAAGGCCUCAGUAAAAGUUGCAGUCCUGUGUAUCUCAGUGGAAGCGCCAUUCCAUGUGGGAUUGGAACAAAUACUUCACAGAGAGCAUGUGACCGACUGCGUUGUGUAGCCUGUGACUUCCAGAUAGUGAGCUACAAUGACUAUAUGUGGGACAAGUCAUGUGAUUACCUGUUCUUCAGGUAUGUUUCUGAGUUUUACCCUGUGGAAAAUGUACCAAGGGCUUUUCAUUCCUUGGAUGUUUGCGUGUCUUGUUUGGUCUACUUGUCUAGUCAUGGGGUCUCUGACUCUCACCCCCCUCAUCUCCUUAGUCUGUUUGCUGUCAGCCUACAUACGGAUGUGUUUCAGAAUGAGAAUGCAGAAGGAGCCCCAGUGGUUUGUGUGCCCACAACCUCCUUGUUCAGACUGUUCUUUGUGUACUCAUUCUCACAGCAGAGCUCUGAGGAUGGUAUCAUCCUGCCCAGACCUUUGCAUACAGACAUCGUAGUCAAGACUGUCCCUCCAUUACCCAGCUUCUCUUCAACCUUGUCUUCCCACAAAGGGAGGGCUCCCUUUAGCAGCAUCACAGUCUUUUUACCUCGUUCUUUUCCUGACACAUCUGACCCCAUUUCUCUCCCCACACCCUGCCUGUCCUUCCAAGUGUGAUUCAUCAAGCAUCUUGCUUUCUUUGUUCAUCACUCUGUUUGAAACUCACUUGUGCACUCGUGUGUAUACAAUACAAAAUAUAUAUACACAUAGAAAAGCAUAAUUGCACAAGUUUCACAGUCCUGACCCCAAAAAAGGUCCAGCCACCUACUCUCAGCUUCAACUGUUUUUUGCUCUCACAGACGGAAAAUUAACUUUAAAUUCCAGACUCCUUCGGGGUUUGUUGUUGCUGUUGUUUUGGGUUGGGCUGGGUUGGGUUUUGGGGGGUUGUGUUGGUUUGUGUUUUACUAUUCACUCUCUCCUGGUUAAUCUAACAAAAUGGCUAAGCAAGUCUCAUAAGUCACCAACAUGGACAUGAAUUGAGAUGUGUGUAACAUCAAAACAUCAGCAAGCAGGGAAGGGGGGUGGACAGUUGCAAGCACAGUUUGUAAGUGAUUGACGUGGGACAUGAGAAACAUACAGUGUCUCAGUCUUCCAGAAUGGCAAAUAUAGUGGUAUACUCUGGAAACUGAGGCAGGACAGUGAGUUCAAGACCAGACCUUAUUAUAAGAGAAAAGAGACAUUAGUUAGUUUACUAUAGAUGUAUGUUAGUCUCGUUUUAGAAUAUAGUUUACCAAAAAUAGUCAUUACUAGAAUUAUUACACUGUUAAAACUAAAUUAGUGGUUAUUACAUAAAUCAAUGAAAAAUACAAGUUGAACCCUUGAGAUAUAAAAGAAUAUGCUUAAAAGACAAGAGAAAGAGUUAGGGAUUUAGCUCAGUGGUAGAGCGCUUGCCUAGCAAGCGCAAGGCCCUGGGUUCGGUCCCCAGCUCCGAAAAAAAGAACCAAAAAAAAAAAAAAAAAAGACAAGAGAAUACCAACUAAAUACGGUUAUCUCCACCAAGAUGCAAGUUACCGAUGCAUCGCCUCCUGUAAGUCUUUAGCCAAUCGACAGUCGUCAGCACCUCACUGGCCACUCUUAGAAACUGGGCUCAGAAGGUAAAGAGCAUCCAGUUCCUGCUCUGAGAAGUGCAGUUCUGCGAGGGAGGCAGCAUAGAGAACAUCACACUGAACGAUAGUAGAGCUAGAGAGAGAGAAGAUGGAUAUACUUCACCUCCAGCAUCCAGAAAGGCCUGGUUAUUCUGAGGAAGAGUUUAGUCAGACUCAUGCAUGCUAGCCAAGUGUUCUGUGAACAGAGUCUCGUCACUAGUACUUCAGGGGUAUUUUUACAGACACAGAGAGAGGGGAAGUCAGAUGGUGGAGUGGAGUCAGGAGUAGUUUGAACAAGAGCAAGAGAUGACAAGAGCUAAAGUAGUAUAGAAAAGUAAAAAGGGCCCAAGAAAACCUGGGCAGUGGUGGUGCACUGUUAAUCCCAGCACUCAAGGAGGUAGAGGCAGGUGGAUCUCUUGAGUUCAAGGCUAGCCUGGUCUACAGAGCGAUUUCCAGGAUUUCCAGGACUAACACAGAGAAACAGUCUCAAAAAACCUUAGGAUGUCUUAGUCUUAGGAUGUCUUUCUUAUUAGGCCUCUUAGUUCACAAAUGGACUGUGUGAAAGCAAGAAGCUAAACAAUGGAUUCCAGGUACUAUUGAAACUCUCUGAAGCUCCAGGAGGUCUCACAGUUGAAGGCAUGAGAUCGGAUAUUCUUACCCAAGAGGGCAGUGUGGAAGGAGCCAGCGCAGUUAGCAGUUGUUUUACAAUGUUUUGGGCUUACAUGGUAAAGGGAAGGAUGGCUGUGUCAGGGUUGUUUGUGCAGAAGGGUCCAGAAUGCUGAUGGGAAGGAGUUUAUGUAGGAAGAGAGGCUUCUUAAUGACAGUCUUCUAAAAGUGACUGUUCUGAAGACCUGCUGAUGUCACUAGUUGGAGAUGACAGGCAGAACAGAGUGGGAGGCGAGGAGAUUCACUUCUACCUCAGAUACUCACCUGUGAGCUUCUGAUGCAGCUCACUCUUUACUGGGGAAACGAGUCUGUCACUUCUCUACCCUGAACAUUGCCACCUCCUCUGUGCCAGAGAGGGGGCUACGACACUUGGUAGGGUCCUGAGCGCUCACUAGGACAGUGAAGACGCAACAUCUAUUGGUCCCAUCGCUGAAAGUAAGAGUAGUAGAGAAUAGAUGAAACACAAGGAACCCAGGGACUGAGUCCCCAAGGGACAGCAGGGCAGUGAGGGAAUAGAAGGUUUCGCAGUCCAUCACGUGUCCACCGAGCAUAGCAAGCAUCUGUGCUUUGUGGCGUCAGGUGUGUGCUUGUCCAGUGGAUGCUGUACGGUUGCUUCAGUGUUCUUUUACAAGUCAGGAAUAAGCAUGAGGUAGCUUCCACAAACUCUAGCUCUUUGUAAAGGAAACAUAAGCCAGAUUUACUGACCACCCUGCCACUAUAGCUUAAUGAAAUUCUUGUAUUUGUCUAUUAAAUCAUAUGUUCUCCUUAAAGGGAAAUAAUAGCAUAAUUUAUUUUCUAAGCUUUUAAGAUAAGUGUUCCUUUAAAAAAUUACUUGAAAGAUACUACUGAUUUAUCCAGUAUCUAUGAUUUUUAUUUCUAGAAUCUCUAAUCAGUCAGAUAGUAAAUGCUAAGUUUAGCAAAAUAUUGAAUUUAGCAGAUUGAAUAAAGGGAGUAUUGCCUCCUUUCAUUAACUUUGUAUUUCUGGGCUUGUAUUUUAUUCUAAUAAAACCAGAUUAUUGUGUUCUUUCCCUAGUUCUCCAGAACCCUUGCUAGGUCAUCACUGGCCAGGGCGCCACUUUCCAGAACUCGGACAGUUGCCCUGAAACUCCAGGGUUUUGUAGGCUCUCACCAUCUGAAUAGUGCCUGAAUUUGCACACUGCAGUAGUGAAUGUGAUACACAUUGACCACCAGGGGGCACUUUGGAAACUGCCUUCUCAAGGGACCAAUAAGCAGUGGAUCUCGGCCUGUUUAGCAUUCACAGCAUUUCACCAUUUCUCUUGGGUUUGGUUUUUUUCCAACAGUUUACUUUUAGCUUAUCCAGUUUUAUUUUCCAAAGAUAUGUUCACAAACUCAUUGUGUAAGUUAUAAAGAUUAUAGUUGAUUUUCUCUUAGUAACUAAUCUCACAGUAAUUUCUGUAUUCAUAUAAUGCAAGCAAACCCAGUGGUUCUAUUUUAAGAUCCUUUCUUGUUCCUUCAGUUGUUUGUUACCUCAUUUACACUUUAGGAUGGGUGCUUUGUUGCUGAUAGAAUAAAUCAGCAGAUCACUUAUACAAUGAAAGAGAGUCUGAGUUCCGCUUCAAGCGACAGACUCGCUUCCCCAGUCAAGAGUGCUAUAGCCAGUGCAUCAGAAGCCCCGCCUUCCCGCCCUUGUGUAGGCCUUUGUGGCACAGGUGAGUGUCUGAGGUAGGAGGGAGCCUCCUCACCUCCCAUCUGUUCUCAUGCCUGUCAUCUCCAACUAGUGACUAGUGACAUCAGCAGUUCUCAGAACACUCUCUUCUAGAAGAUUGCCAUUAGAAAGUCAGGGAAACACUGUCAGAAACAGACACCUCAGGAGUCCCCUGCUGCUGAUAUAAGCAGACCAAAGUUCUUGAGUUUUAGUUUAAGAGGCUGCAGGGAACUAAACAUAAUGUUUUAUUUUUCUUUUGCAUUAUUAAACGCUAAACGCAGACAUUACACUUAAACUUGUCUGUUUCACCACAGAAACAACAUGCCAGAAUUCCACAAACUCAAAACAAAGUUGAUCGAGAAGAAGGGAGCACGGGCAUAUGCCUGCCAGUGUAGCUGGAGAACUGUGGAAGAGCUCACUGACCUGCAGGCAGACCAUGAGCUCCGCUGGGUCUGUGGUAAACACUGAAUGCAGACCAUUCAGGUUCCAAUAGCUGCACUGGGAAGAACAUGUUCCACGCACCAAACUUGGGCACCAGUACACGGCAGUAUUGUGCCCUUUGGGAAGAGGCAACAAGUUUUGUGUAACUUCACACACUUUUGAAGACCAAAUGGACUGGGAAAGACAUAUGUACUGUGACACCUUGGCAUUCUUCCUUUUGACAUGGACAUUUUACUUAGAAGGUUAAAAUAUCUGUGUUCACCAGUCUGUCUCCUUUUAAGGAUUGAAACUUUGACAUUUUGUGCAAAUUUACAGCUUUCCCGCAGCAACUGCCAUACUGACUGCUAAUCCACUCCAUACGGUCCUCGUGUAUCAUUGUCAUUAAAGAGGGCAGAGGGGUCAUUGUGUAUGAGUGUUCAUGGCUCUUCCUUUUCUGAUCCAUCAUUAUCAGAGACCAUAAGGUGGACAUGACAAAAAAGUAGAUGACAUUAGUUACUGAGGGGUUGUCAAGAGUGCAGGGAACAUUGUAACCCUUUCUCACAUAUAUCUCUUCUUGCCUCACCAACUCAACUCAGUAUUGUGUGUAAUAGUAAUAAUGAUGUUCCAGUUUUAGCACAUUUCCCUCCUUUGCUCAUCGAAAUAUCAAAAGUUGUUAGUUUUCUAUUAGCAAACAUCUGUUUAUAAAAGAUUUUUGAUGCAACUGAAGUCACUAAAAUCUUACAAAUAAGUCACUGCUAGGCUUUUCAAGUAUCUUCCGCAACUCUACGUGAGCAGCGGUACGAUGGCGUUCAGAUGACCUGCAGACUUUCUAAUAGUAUCCGGUCGGUCCAUUCUUUAUUGAAAUAUAGAGAACAAAUGGGUAGUCAUUGGGCUCCCGUGAUAUCACUGAGAUGGGAGGAACCGUAUCAUAGUAACAUGCAUUACCUCAGUUUAUGUCCCAGCCCCAUGUGUGCCUACUUCCUGAGUGCGAGUUAGUGUGGGACACAGGGCACUCUGAAAGGGUGCACAUAUGAUCUGACUGGUUUUCUCUUAACUCCAUUCUCAACACCAAGCAAAGCCUCUGAUGGCUGAAGGUUUCCUCCUAGGCUCGGGGUCUCGCUCAGCAAUAGCGUGUGCAUUGCGUGCAUGAGGCCCUCAGUUUAUUCCUGUAGACAAAAGAAGACAAAGAGGCAAGCUUUUCCUGACUCUGACACAUUUGUGUACUGAAAAACCUUUAAUUGCAGCAAAAGAGAUCUCAAAGUAGCUGAUGCUUGAAUUUUUGUAUGUAGAUAGAUUUACAAGUUUUCUUUCAAUAAACCUAUUUACUCCUCAAAA